This is a messenger RNA of Fusarium venenatum, 1821 nucleotides long. RefSeq lists its product as uncharacterized. Gene Ontology annotation, cellular component: nucleus. Gene Ontology annotation, biological process: regulation of DNA-templated transcription; DNA-templated transcription. Gene Ontology annotation, molecular function: DNA-binding transcription factor activity, RNA polymerase II-specific; zinc ion binding; transcription cis-regulatory region binding. NCBI's taxonomy places the organism in Eukaryota, Fungi, Ascomycota, Sordariomycetes, Hypocreales, Nectriaceae. The record is from RefSeq and is a predicted model, not a curated record.
AUGUCGAAACGAAGCUGGUCAGAAGCUGAGAAUGGAGAACACCAGUUUCCUCCAAUGAUCUCGAGAAAAGUCAAGGCUUGUACAGCGUGUCGGAGACAAAAAAUCAAAUGUUUAAUUGAUGAUAACGGUCCGCCUUGUAAACGAUGCGCGGAAAAAGGCUUGUGUUGUGUCUUGGGCAAGAGCCUACAGACUAUCUUGGAUGAAAAGUCACAAUUAUCACAAGACGUGGCGCAAGAUCUCGAGCAGAUGCAUGAUUUCUUAAAGCAGGUUGCUGGAAAACUGGACCUUGAACUUCCGCCUUUACGAUCCUCCAUUGCAACGGCAGAAGGACAAAAAGAAGAAUCACCAGCUCAAUCAAACAAAGGCCAUCAUAUUCCAUCACGCGACAAUUCACCAAAACCCAUGCCAGAGGACGACGAUUUGCCUUAUGCUCCUAUCCACUCACUCUACACCCUAACAAAAUUACGUGCUCUCCGAUCGCCGGACGACAUCGACUCGCAGCAAAAUCAAGGCAACGACGAUAUAAUAACGAGACGUCUCGUGUCAUUACCGGACGCAGAGAGACUUUUCGAUUUCUAUAAGAAACGUCUGGAUCCUUAUAUUUACCUUAUCGGCUGUCCAUAUGAGUCGAUGCAAGUGUUGCGACAAAAAAGUCAGUUUCUCCUCGUGGCGGUUCUCACAGUCGCCGCGCUUCAUGAUCAAACUGCCGAUCAUCUGUAUCCAAUUUGCAGCUCCGAGUUCAGAAGAUUAUUCCAAACAUCGAUAUUUGAAAGACGACUCAGCAGAGACUAUCUAAGGGCGUUAUGUAUCGGCUGUUAUUGGCUAAGCGAUCUAUCAUGGAUGUUAUCAGGUCACGCGAUACGAAGAGCAGCAGAAUUCGACCUUCAUAACAGUUACGACAGAGCCAUCGAAAAAUCCAGUACAGAGGAUGCAGAAUGUGCGAGAAUUUGGUAUAUCCUUUGUGUUUGUGAUCAACAGCUUGCAACACAAUAUGGACGACCGUCUAUAGUGCAAGAAGAUGCUUCCACACAAGGAGCCAUAGACUUUCUCCGAUCUACUGUUUCAAAUGAGGAAGACAGACGGUUGCUAAGUCAAGCUACUGUGGUUAGUAUCUUAAGGAGUAUAAGAGAGCUUUUCAGCUCAAAUAAGGGCAAACCAAUUCCGAGGUUGCAUUUGAAUCAUAUUUCACACUUUAGGCUACAACUUGAUCAGUGGUUUGCCUUUUGGACAGAUCAAGUGCAAGAACAGUGGCCUGGUAUUGGUGGUUUCCCACGCAAGGGAGUUGUUCUCCACUACAACUUUGCCCAACUAUAUCUAUACUCACACGUAUUCCGCGGUAUAUCCAAAGACGACCAUAUUCCACAUUAUUUCCUCGACUGUGCUCUCAACGGCAUAACGGCAGCCACAACAAUCAUCGACAAGUUCCUACAUGACCCAGACAUUACACUUGGCAUAGUCGGCAUGCCGUCAUACGUCCAUUCCAUGACAGCGUUCGCAUCCAUGUUCCUAACAAAAGUGGCCAUCAAAUACCAAGAUCUUAUAGCAAAAGAGAAAGUAUAUGAUUUGAUCACUGGUUUAGUACAGCAGUUUCGAUCACAACCUGCUGGAAAGUGGCAUUUGGCAGGUCUUAUGGCUAGCGGGUUGGAAAGAAUGGCGCAGACGUUGAAACCAGAUGUCCCGGUGGAUAUGGGACUGCCUUUGGGUGUGGGGAUGGACCAGAGUGUUGAUGCUGGGAUAUCGGGGGUUGAUAAUUUCUUUCCUGAUUUGCCGGGUGAUUUUUUCUUUAACUACGACAUGAGUUUUGAGAUGCCAGCGACAUAG